AUGGAAAAUCAAAAGGUGCAGAAAAAACAGUGUGAUAUGAAAACAGAUCUGAACUUACUGCUUGAAUGCCUUAAAUAUCAGAUGGACUGCCCUGUAUCUCAGAAAGAGGCUUUGAUGACUAUUUAUUCAAUUUGUCAACAGAACAGUGAAGCAAGUGAAUAUUUUCGAGAAAUUGGUGGUUUGAUGUUUAUAAAUGAUCUUGCAAAGUCAAGUGUUCAUUGCAUAGUAAAGGAAGCAGCUCUAUUUACAUUAGGAGUUAUAAUAGAGAGUAAUGUUUAUUGUCAACAAACUUUGUGUACUUCUGCACUGUUCGAAGACCUCAUUUUGUUUUUAAUUAAUAAGGAUUCUGGUGUGAACUUGAAAAGAAUGUCUGUUUAUGUCAUCUUGGUACUGGUUUCAAAUAAUAAAAGUGGGCAAACCUAUGUAAGAGAUACAGGCUGCAUUGGACUUCUGCUGCAGUUAUUCAGAACAACUCUUUCCACAUCUGAGAUGAAUAUGUCAGAUGAAAAUACUAACCAGUGCUACCAGCUGUGGUCUUCAGUCUGCAGUACUCUCUGUGCCUGUGUUAACAAUCCUCAGAAUGAAGAUAAUCAAAACAUUUGCUGUUCAGUUUUUCCGUAUGCCAAAGAGUGGCUUGAAUAUUGCACAGAGCCUGAGAUAGUUCGUCCUAUUUGUUCAUUUGUUGGUCUCACAGUUGCAAAUAACUCGUAUGUGCAGAAAUAUUUUGUUUCUAUUGGAGGAUUGGAUACAUUAGCUAAAGUUCUCGUCAAGCUGAUGCAUGAUUCCUGUGCGAGUCACUCAAGCACAAAACUUGCGGUAGUGGUAACAAAGACUCUGGAUGCCUGCAUUGCUAAUGCCUCUGCCACGGGUGUUAUCUUGACGAAGUAUCACACUGUGUCAGAGCUACUGAAGCUGCUGUCCAAUGACGCUCUGGAUACUGGAGAAAAAACUAGUAUUAUCCUAACAAUUGGACACUGUACUGAAGUUUGUGAAGAAAACCAGUGUGAACUGCUCCAGAACAAUGGUCUUACACUUAUGAUUCAGGUAUUAACUGAGUCUCAGGAUGAGGAAUUAAACAAAGCUGCUACUUUUGUGCUGCAAAACUGCAAACAAAUGACUGAACAGUUGUCUCUGAAAAUAAACAGUAAUUCAUUAAAUGUGAACAAUGCAGAAGAGCCGGAUGUGCAAGUCAGAAGAAGAAGUCUACAAGACUACUGGAAGAAAGCAAAAGAAAUUUUACACAGAAUAAACUUCACUGAAAAAGAACAUGAUGAGGUUGAAGCCAAUAUUGAAGCAUCAAAAUACCAUGAAGUGAAUCCUGCUGAUCCAAAAACUUACAUAGAAAGAACACAUAAAGAAGUACGUUGUCCACAGCUGACCUCUGAGUUGGAUGAUCAGGCUCUUGCUCCACCUGUACGUUCUUCUCGACUGAAAAAUGAAGUAGUGAACACUGUGGAUCCAGUAAAUGCUUCUACUAGACAAAGUGAACAGAGUAAUAUUCCACAUGCAGUUAAUGAGCAGACAGACAGUGUACUUCAGAGUCACAGUAUAAAUGAAAAAACCGCUUGUGUAAAAAAUCAGUCUGUUCUUCAAGUAAGUGAACACUUAUUUAAACAACCAGCAAAGACUGUUAAAAAUAUGAAACAAACAUGCAGACCAG
Molecule: messenger RNA, 1660 nt
Organism: Leptosomus discolor (cuckoo roller)
Lineage: Eukaryota; Metazoa; Chordata; Aves; Leptosomiformes; Leptosomidae
Source: RefSeq, a predicted model, not a curated record